Molecule: messenger RNA, 1662 nt
Organism: Solenopsis invicta (red fire ant)
Lineage: Eukaryota; Metazoa; Arthropoda; Insecta; Hymenoptera; Formicidae
Exons: 8
Coding region: 199-1404 (401 amino acids)
Source: RefSeq, a predicted model, not a curated record
AGCAGUCCGUUCUUAUUUUAAGACUGUCUUGAUCUAUACUAAUAUCUCCGUAAUUGGAUGAUAUCUUAAGAUUGUACUCAAAUAAAAGAACAGACCAUAAAUACCAUAACCCAUAUCAAAUUCCUACCGGAGGUUAACCACAAACCACAACUUUAUGUUCUUUCAACUUAAUCAUUUACUCUUAAAUAACUGCAGAAAAUGGUCGCGUUGUCUGGAAGUUCUAGUCGAUCCGCAUGGUUUUUCCUAAUUGCGCUGGUAACAAUAAUGUAUCAAUCCGCAGGAAAGCCGUCGCAGGUGAUAGUAUGCAGUCAGCCGGAUAGUUUCACGGUCCAAAUAACCGAAAACGAACAUGUUGUUUACGACACCGAAUUAUUAAUCAGAUACAACCAACACGUUGGAAUUUUCUCUUAUCCCGAAAUAAAGGUAGUAAACGUUGUCUUCGACGAAACCGUCAUAGAAUUCAAAGGAAAUAUGUCACAAGAAUAUAUGAUCCAACGAUCACAUGAAAAACUUUCUUGGAAUGCUAGUGGUAUCAUUUUAGGAAUCGGUACGCUCCAAAAACUAAGCAAGGAGGAUUAUGCAGUCCAAGACUGUCACUUAUUUUUACCGGCGAAUAUCAAAGGCAGUGCUAAUUUACCAAGGGCUGUAGAAGAAGCAAUUAUUUAUUACGUUCAAUCUUGUGCCAAAGAACGCCUUUGUGAGAGAAUAGGAACAUUAAAGGCAGAACAACUUCAAAACAUCAAUAAAUAUGAAGAAUAUGGACAUACCAUAGCUCGUAUUAUUCGUCCCAACAUUCCAAAAGUUGAUUUAAGCAUGAAUGUGAUCGUGGAUAUUGUUCUCAAAAAAGUGAUAAACUAUAUUAAACAGAAUGGAAAAUCCAUAAUUGAAAUUCCUAAUGUAAUGGAAACAUUCAAUAUGGGGCUUGGAAUGAAAUGUCACUUCGAAACAAAUCAUGGAAUCUUUGCAAAUUUGUCGACUUUAAAGCGAACGGAAGAUGCAUUUAUGUCCAACAUAGGGAAAACACACGUUAUACAAGCUGGCUUUGGACUUUCCACGGUUAAAUUUUAUUACAAUUAUUAUAAGCUUAAAGUUGGUUUAAUAACGGUUUGUGGCGACGUAAUGGGAAUUGUCGAAGGAUUAGCAAUAGCAGCAAAACUGAUCAUUGAUUAUGAUAAAACGUGCAGCGUGAAUUUGAAAUAUGUCAAUGUGACAGAACUUGGCAAAAUCAACUUAAAAAUGACUGGCUUAGAUCCGCUUAAUUUAACAUCCAAAGUAUUGACUUGGAUAACAAGAAUGUGGCAAGACAGAAUUGUUAAAGUUGUCGAAGUUAAUAUCAGGAAAAUCGCUGAAAAACAAUUAAGUGAAUUUAUUUGUCAAAAUUAUAGUAAUGAGGUCAUAUCUUGAAAUAUUUUCUUGAAUUAUAAUCUCGCAAAUCUGAUAAAUUAAAACAAUUAUUCGGUAAAUAAGCAUUUGAAAAAAGCCUAUACUAUAAAGCAUAUAACACAUGAGUUUAAAAUAUUAUCUAAACUUUCGCUUUUUACAUAGAUGUAAAUCAUUAUUGUGCAAAACGACUUUACAAAAUAUCUUUUAAAUCAUGAUUUUUAUUAUAUUAUACAGCAAUAUAUAUUUAUUAUAUUAUACAGCAAUAAAUCAAACAUUUUU